AUGGGCGAUGCUUUUGGCUGCUGCUUUAAUCUAAUUUUGCUGUGUGUUUCUUCACAGCUUCCUGUUAUGGGAGGAGCCUUUAUGGACUCACCCAACGAGGACUUUAGCACAGAGUACUCCCUGUUUAACUCAUCCGCCAAUGUCCAUGCAGCUUCUUCCAUGCAGAAUCCGCCAGAAGAGACAUCCCGUUCUUCAAAUGAUGCCAUAUUACUAUGGAUUGCCAUAAUUGCAACAAUUGGAAAUAUUGUGGUUGUGGGAGUGGUGUAUGCCUUCACCUUCUAGGAUGACUGACACUCUGACCAUGGGAGGCGAAAAUAACUGCAGCAGUAUUUGUCCUGUGUAUGUAUGUAUGUGUGUAUAUAUACAUGUAUAUCUAUAUAAAUACAUCUAGGUAGGGACUUUGUUGAUUAAGUGCUACCACAGUCAUGGAAAUGAAGUGCAAAUUAAUCACCUUGAAUCUUGAUGGCAGAAAACUUGGUUGCAAUUGCAAAUUGUAGGGAGGUGAGAGCUUUAAUCAUGACCAGAGUCAGUGUGCGUUUUGUAUAGAAAUAUAAUGAAAGAGAGGCCAGUGUGGAUAUAAUAAAUGCAAAAAAUAAAGUGAGAUUUAUACAGACAGUCCUUAUUUUGUACUGUUUAGAUUUUUUCUAGCAGCUUUUCUGG
Molecule: messenger RNA, 660 nt
Organism: Tinamus guttatus (white-throated tinamou)
Lineage: Eukaryota; Metazoa; Chordata; Aves; Tinamiformes; Tinamidae
Source: RefSeq, a predicted model, not a curated record